AUGGAUAUUCAAGGCAAUAUUCAGCCCGAUCGUGUGCGCAAGCGCCGUCGCCGUACAAUGGCGUGCACCCAAUGUCGCACGCGGAAGUUGCGAUGCGAUCGCGAGUAUCCAACUUGCAGUCGGUGUUUGAAAAGCAGAACCCCGAAUAAAUGCACAUAUGAAGAUGGCUUUUUAUGGCAGCAGCCCACUACUGUCACCAAUACUGCAUUUACCUCCGACCGAGGGUCUGCGGUAUCCAUGUCCAGAGAUACGCCAAUAGAGACACCUCCGGAUUCGGGGAUACCGACGGUGUCAACUCGGACGGAAACUUUCCCAACUAGUGAUCCACCUCGUAUGGCUAUGGCCGGCGGUCCAAUGCAUCACCAGUAUCAUGGCCUUUCAGGCCAUGCUCUUGCACCUCCCUACAGAGGUGGACCACACGAUAGGGAGCGAAAGGACUGCUUUUUGGAAACUGUUCUCGGCGCUCCUAAGGCUGCUGUUAAUCAAGAAACUUAUCUGAACACGGGUGUUCUACAGCGUCCCAAGCGUCCGGCCCCCGUAUCGGAGCAUGGUUUGCGGGCACGGUCGCAGGUCGACGAUGUGCACAUUGACGAAGAAGAGGACCCGUUGUCACCUACGGACCAGCUCGACCUCGCUCCUCGCAUGAUGAUGAGGGGCCGUGAAACUAAAACGCGGUUUAGCGGGUCAGGCAUUUUUGCCAGUCUAGUAGCACAGUUUCCGGAUAUAAGAUCGUUUGCAGAGGAGAUCAGGCUCUCUACCCCGGUUUUCGCGCAACUUCAGCCGGACCUGAGAAGGAUUAAGCGCGGCCUAUUCAAAGUUAUGGUGAUCACUCGGCCCUUUCCGGACCCUACUACCGCUUCACUAAUUAGCAUGAUGCCCUCGCGUGGUGUGGUUGAUGAGCUGGUUGGGUUGUACAUCACUUAUAUAGAGUCCACUCACCGCAUUCUUCACGUUCCAUCCUUCUUACGAGAACUUGAGCAAUUCUGGGCCAUGUUAGACAGCCCGGCUUCAAUAUCUGCUGCCUUUGCAGUUCAAUUAUUGUUGGUCCUUUCUUGCGCAUGGAACCUUGCAGAUUUUGCUAGUCUGCAGUCAAAAAGUGCGGGCGAACUCAAGUGCCAGUCUGCAGUGGAGUGGACGCUGCACGCAGGGAAAUGGAUCGAGAAUCUUCACACGAAGCGUCCUGAGAUCACAUCAAUGCGACUCUCUAUUCUGUUGAUUUUGGCACAUAACUCCCACGGAAUGAGGCGCAGCCAGGCUUGGCUCACAACCAGUACAUUGGUCAAGCAAGCAAUGAUGGCAGGAUACCAUCGCGACCCCAGCCGGUACACACAGAUCUCCGUAUUCAAUAAGGAGAUGCGACGGCGAAUAUGGACAACCAUUGUGGAACUGGAUCUGCAGAUUGCUCUUGACCGGGGAAUGCCACCGUCAGUACAAAGCUUCGACUAUGAUGUGGCUCCGGGUCUAAACAUAUACGAUGACGACAUCCACGAGAACAGUACUGAAGUUCCCGAAUGUCGACCACUGAGUGAAGUUACCGACUCAUCUUUCCAGUCUAUCAUGAGUCGCUCGCUAUCUCUUCGACUUCAAGCAUGUUCUCUCAUGCACUCCCCACGGAUCAGCUGUCGAUAUGAGGAUAUUCAGCGCCUAGACAGUGAGCUCACCCGGCAUCUUUCUCGGAUUCCUACGUGGGUGAUAGCAGACCCCAAUGACAUCGUCACCCAGCACAAAGUAACAUUGUGGAAAGGUUUGAUUGAGACCAAACUUUCCCAGUCCUUAUUGUCUGUCCAUACCCCUUUCGCCAUUGAAGCACGGCGAGAAUCACUCUUUGCUCCCUCCGCGCGUACUCGCUUGGAUGCUGCGAUCAGAAUACUGUCCACCCAGCGCCGGGUACACGAGAUCUCGCGAACUCUAUCGCUAUCUAUGCUUGGUGAAUGGACUAUCCAAGCCUAUAUUUCUAUUUGCCAAUUGCUACACACAACCGAAUUCGACAACUCUGCUCCCUCCCACCCCAUCUCAUCAACCUUUAUUCUCCACAAUAUACCCGGUAUCCCCGAGUCGCUCCUAUCACUCGUAGAAACAGCUCUGAUCGCCCUGGAAGAGCGCUCCAUUUUAAUGACCAAGGGAGCAAAAGACUAUUAUUUCCUCUCAACGAUCGUCGCACUAGUCAAAUCCCGACUCUGGCCGACACAGGCAACUAUGUACAAGCAGCAGGUUGUCGAGCGGGUCCUAUCAUUUGCGCAGAUUCUCUUCACCCGCCAUAUGAACUGCGACCACCUCGGCGACAAGGGGAUGGGCAAUUUCAAGAACAACCAGGUGGCUGCAUUUAUGGCGGCUCCCACAAUGACACCUGUGAUGCAGCCCGAAUUUGAUCCCAAUGGGAUGCAUCCACCGCCGCAACCCGGCGUGAUACCGCCUGGCGAGUUCGAUCCUUUCUUAGAGAUCUUCGAUUGGGAGGAUCUGACAAGCAUGACGUUUCCCUGUUGA
Molecule: messenger RNA, 2484 nt
Organism: Penicillium verrucosum
Lineage: Eukaryota; Fungi; Ascomycota; Eurotiomycetes; Eurotiales; Aspergillaceae
Product: putative C6 transcription factor
Exons: 4
Coding region: 1-2484 (827 amino acids)
Biological process (GO): DNA-templated transcription; regulation of transcription by RNA polymerase II
Cellular component (GO): nucleus
Molecular function (GO): RNA polymerase II cis-regulatory region sequence-specific DNA binding; zinc ion binding; DNA-binding transcription activator activity, RNA polymerase II-specific
Source: RefSeq, a predicted model, not a curated record